AUGGGCAUACCGGGAUUCGACGACAUUUUCAAACAAAUUAAUUUUAAUUUUUGGUUCAUCGGUAUACCGUUUGAGGAAAAUGUAAAAUUACGAUUUUAUAUUAUGUGGUCUUGGCUCUUCGUAAUGAUCACCCAAGAAUGCUUAUACUUCAUAUCGAAGUUUUCCAACGAAAAUUUCCUGGACCUAACUCAGCUCACCCCGUGCACUUGUAUCGGUAUAUUGUCGAUUAUAAAAAUUUUAUUAAUCGCUAAAAAAAGACUUGACGUCUCCAAAUUGGCGAACAGCCUGAGAAUAUUGUACGAAGACAUUAUUCGAGAUGACAAAAAGGUGUUCCUUGUCAAAGCAAAUUUUGUAUUUCUCAAAUACUUGACCAAGUAUUUCUUUAUUCUUAACGCGAUCCUCAUUAGCGUUUAUAACUUUGCAUCGAUUUUUCUUAUUUUAUAUUUUUAUCUUAAGAAAAAUAAGGUCCAAUUCUUUUUGCCGUAUGCAAUUCUCAUUCCGUUUCCAAUUGAUACUUGGGGUAAAUGGUUUAUAAUUUAUAUACAUUCUACAUUUACUGGGUUCAUAUGUGUAUUAUACUUUACAACAGUCGAUGCACUGUACUUCAUAAUGACUACACAUAUGUGUAGUCACUUUACCAUACUAAGUCAGGAAAUAAAGGAUUUGAAAGCCAACACAACCCAUUUAUUGAAGGACAUUGUAAAGAAACAUCAAUAUAUUUUAAAAUUGUCACAAGAUUUAGAAGAAAUUUUUUCGGGGCCCAAUCUUUUCAACGUUUUAAUUGGUUCCAUCGAAAUUUGUGCGCUAGGAUUUAAUUUAACGAUGGGCAAGUGGACUCAAAUACCUGGUGUGGUUUUGUUUUUAAUGUCCGUACUACUUCAAAUACUUAUGAUAAGCGUCUAUGGAGAGCAUUUAAUUAUGGAGAGUACAAAAAUCAGCGAUGCAGCCUUUGAAAGCGAAUGGUAUGCCAUGGAUGUAAAAUCGAAAAAGAUUAUAAUUUUAAUCAUGCUAAGGGCCAAUAAACCGCAGACGCUCACCGCUUACAAAUUUUCAGUUAUUUCCUAUGAGAGCUUCACCAAGAUAAUCAGUACAUCUUGGUCUUACUUUACAAUACUGAAAUCUGUCUACAAAUCACCAGGACAAGUACCAAACUAG
This is a messenger RNA of Pieris macdunnoughi, 1155 nucleotides long. Lineage: Eukaryota; Metazoa; Arthropoda; Insecta; Lepidoptera; Pieridae. The record is from the annotation of a GenBank genome assembly.